AUGUCGAUCAUGUUCCCUCGUUUGGCCGGAAAGACGGUGCUCAUCACUGGUGCAUCAGGUCAGUCCCCUCCUCGUGCUAUGAUGGCUGCAGCAGUCCUGUGGCAGUCGCUCACUGUCGUCAUCGACGCGCCCCACCUCUUACCCACCUCUCCGGCUUCCUACCCUCUUCGUCUCCAACCCUCGCGCAUCAUCAUCCUCAACGGAGCCUAGGUGGCAUCGGAGCCGAGACUGCGAUCCUGUUCGCUCGAUGUGGUGCCAACUUGGUCCUCACCGCUCGUCGACAACCGCAACUGGAGGAGGUCGCCAAGUUGGCCAAAGAAGCCAAUGCGCAAGGCGGCACCGGUCAAGGUGGACAGGUCGAAUGCUUCACCUUGGACAUGCAGGAUCGCAAGGCCGUCAAAGGUCUUUUGGAGAGGAUCCCGGAAAAGCUGAGGCUUGUGGAUGUGUUGGUCAACAAGUGGGUCUUGCUCGCCCGAUUCAUCAUGAAGCUCUUUCUCUUGCCUCCUUCCGUCCGUCUCUUACCAUUCUACCUGAUCUCAAAUCUAGCGCCGGCUUGGUCCAUGGAACGGAUAAGAUCGGCGACAUCUUGGAUGAUGACAUCGACACCAUGAUCGAUACCAACGUGCGAGGUCUGAUCACCUUGACCCAGACCAUGGUCAAGGAGAUGAAGAGUCGCUCGCCCACGAGUGGUCACAUCAUCAACCUCGGAUCCAUCGGUCAGUUCAUCUAAUGCAGGUGUUUCAUUUCAGAUUACUCAUUCGCCCGAUCACAAUCUUUUCCCUCCAGCCGGCAAGGAGGCGUACCCAGGGGGCGCGAUCUACUGCGCGACCAAAUUCGCCGUCCACGCCUUCACGACCUCGUUAAUGAAGGAACUGAUGUCGACUCGUAUCCGCGUGACGCUCAUCUGCCCCGGUAUGGUCGAGACGCAAUUCUCCGUCACCCGUUUCCGAGGGGACAAGUCCGCCGCCGACCAGGUGUACGAGGGCAAGGAACCGCUGGUCGCUCAGGACAUUGCCGAGGAGAUCGUUUGGGCCGCAUCGAGGCCAGGUGAGUCAAGAGCUGUCGAGGUGAUUUGAGGAAUGAUGCUGUCCUCGAUCAGCGCUGAUGAAUGUAAGGCUACCUGGCUCAUACAGCUCACGUCAACAUCGCGGAUGUGCUCAUUUUCCCCAAGUGCCAGUCGGGAGCGGGUGGACUCGUGCACAAGGGUCCACUGGCCUAG
Molecule: messenger RNA, 1219 nt
Organism: Microbotryum saponariae
Lineage: Eukaryota; Fungi; Basidiomycota; Microbotryomycetes; Microbotryales; Microbotryaceae
Source: the annotation of a GenBank genome assembly